Messenger RNA from Chelmon rostratus (copperband butterflyfish), 3221 nucleotides. RefSeq names its product ADP-ribosylation factor GTPase activating protein 2 (gene arfgap2). The transcript has 17 exons. Gene Ontology annotation, biological process: COPI coating of Golgi vesicle. Gene Ontology annotation, molecular function: GTPase activator activity. Lineage: Eukaryota; Metazoa; Chordata; Actinopteri; Chaetodontiformes; Chaetodontidae. The record is from RefSeq and is a predicted model, not a curated record. The coding region runs from base 45 to 1694 and encodes 549 amino acids.
GACCCGUACUGACGUCAGCUGAUGGAAAUUAUCACAGUGGCAAGAUGGCUACGGAACCAAAUAAGACUGAAAUCCUUACCAUUUUCAAAAGAUUAAGGUCUAUUCCUACAAACAAGGUUUGUUUUGACUGUGCCGCCAAAAACCCCAGCUGGGCCAGUAUCCCAUAUGGUGUGUUCUUGUGCAUCGACUGCUCUGGCAUCCACCGCUCUCUGGGAGUUCACCUCAGCUUCAUCAGAUCCACUGAGUUAGACUCCAACUGGAACUGGUUCCAGCUUAGAUGUAUGCAAGUUGGAGGCAAUGCCAAUGCGACGGCGUUCUUCCGCCAGCAUGGCUGCUCCACAAAUGACACCAACGCCAAGUAUAACAGCCGUGCCGCCCAGAUGUACAGAGAGAAGAUCCGGCAGCAGGCCAAUGCUGCGUUGUCCAAGUAUGGCACAGAUCUGUGGAUCGACUCUUCUGCUGGAGGCUCUCCUGCAGCUCCUGAGAAGAAAGAGACAGACUUCUUUGCGGAACAUACGCUGCCUGCCAAUGACUGGAGUAUGGCGCCGCCCUCUGAGGCAGAGCAGAAUGGAGCUGCUGUCACCCCACAGCUGAUGGACACAACCGCUAAAGGCCAGGACGACAACCAGCCAGAGGACGGACCCAGCAUCGACGGUCUGAGCACGUCACCCAGAGCUUCCAUCGAGGACGCCAUGCGUUUGUCAUCACAGGAAGGACGAACACCUACAGAUGUGAAGCCUUCUAUCAUUGGAAAAAAGAAGCCCAUGGCUGCCAAAAAAGGGCUCGGUGCAAAGAAAGGCCUCGGAGCCCAGAAGGUGAGCAGUAAGAGUUUCUCCGAGGUGGAGAAGCAGGCGCAAGUGGCCGAGAAGCUGAGGGAGGAGCAGGUUGCUGAAGCCAAGAAACAAGCCGAGGAGUCCAUCGUGGCCUCGAUGCGUUUGGCUUACAAAGAGCUGGAGAUCGACAGGAAGGUGGAGGAGAAGAAGCUCCAGAACCUGGAAGGCAAGAAGAGAGAGCAGGCCGAGAGACUGGGCAUGGGCUUCGGCAACAGGAGUGCCGUGUCUCACUCAGUGAUGUCAGAGAUGCAGGUGAUCGAGCAGGAAACUCCUGUGGGAGCCAAGUCCUCCUCUCGCUCCAAACUGGACAUGUUCGACGAGCCGGGUUUCACCUCCGGACCCCCAAAAUAUAAGGACAACCCGUUUACAGUGGGAGACAGUUUCGGAUCCCGGUGGGACACUGAGGGAGGGACCGCCUCCUUUACCACCUCCUGGGCUCUGGAGAAGGAGGACCCCAAAGAGGAGGUCACCAUCUCUAGUAUUCAACCAAUUGGAGAGAGACUUCCCAGCAGAAGAAAAGCUGAGGUUUCGGCUCCGGUGUCCGAGUCGAGCGAGGCCAGACAGAAGUUUGCAAACGCAAAAGCGAUCUCUUCGGACAUGUUCUUUGGUCGGGAGAGCAGCGCAGAGUAUGAUGCAAAGACAAGACUGGAGACCAUGUCUGGAAGCACCUCCAUCAGUUCAGCUGACCUGUUUGGGGAUGGCGGUGACCACAAAGGGAGGGCAUCGGGCUUCGACAGCGUGCUCCCCUCCGGUCCCGACAUCGCACAGUUCAAACAGGGAGUGAAGACCGUGGCGGGCAAGAUGGCCGUCCUCGCCAACGGCGUGAUGAAUACAAUCCAGGAUCGUUACGGCUCGUACUGACCGGCCCGAGACACGAGCGGCGACCUGUGGGAAGACGUACCAACGCCCGCAUAGAGCCGAGCAGCCUCCUCACCGACACGAGCAUUUGGGCGCAGAGAUGGAGCGAGAGCGAGACGGAGAGCGGAAAGGAUUGCAUGGGGAAAAGAAAUCCUCGCCCACCUUCUUUUAGAGACGAUUUUACAGGAGUGAGACAGUAUUUUCUUCUCUCAUUCUCAUUUUCAGACUCUUGAGUUUUAUUUUCAUAAAGGAAACCAUCGCAGGGUGUAAUCUUUUCUAGACCGACGGUGAUGUUGUCAUUUAUUGUCGAGAAGUUUUUUGGUCUUAGUUUUCAAAACGACGCCUGAGUUAAUUCUGCUCUAUUUUAUUCCUUAUACAUAAAUCAAAGUGUUGUUUUUGAUUCAUAUUAUCACUUCUUGCUUAAGUCUUUUUUUUUUGUUUUGUUUUAUUGUGAUAUUAAAAAAGGUGCCGUAUAUAUUUUCAACUUCCAGAGUUAAUUUGAAGAGGGAUCCACAAUGUUUGCGUUCAGUGUUCGAUCCGCAGCCGUCUGUUCACACACUGACAUCGAGCACUGACAGUCAGCUGUCUUUACAACUUCUGACGAUUUGUGAGCUUGGACUUGAGCACUUCUGUCUGCUUGGAGCGUCACAUAGUUAACAUCCUAGCUCUUAUUGUUGUUAAUGAUCUAUCUUUUAAAAAACGGUUAAAUCCAGUGAGCACAGCUGCAGAGACGAACACCUCCGGCUCAUGCAAACGCUGCAGGGGAUUUUUAAACCUGAACGGUAGUUGUAUAAAUAGACGCAGAUCCGGGCUGGAUACAGACGUCAGAACACGCUCAGUCCAAGCUCAUAAAACAACGACGCUGUUUUUGACUAUGCAUCUCCAUUUGAAGGAGCUUGGUUGGAUGUGUCGCUGGUUGAAUCUGAAGUCUGCCUCCAUGUGCAACUCAACAAAAAAUAAGACAUUUUGACGUUGUGCUGCCUUUCGUUUUCUCCGCGGUUUGAACUUAAUGUUGGAAGGCUGACCGCCUUCAGUUUACAUUUUUAUCUGCUCAUCUUCAGACCCGGUGGCUCACGAAAACAUUUCUUACGUACAAGGUGGAAACCACAUCCCGAUGGUAGGGUUAGGGGUUAGGGCAGCAGAUGAUGAUGAGACUAAAUGAUUCAAUGCUGCUGCAGGUAGCAUCAAGUGAGGACCUCAGUAAUAAAAACAGCUGGCACGUAUCACACCCUCACACCCACCAGGCUGUGAUGCAGAUCUUGUGUCCACACCCUGUGUUCCCGGCAGACUUGACAUUCAACAAGUCGCUGAAAGGCUGUCGAAGUAGAAGAGAGGUCUGGAAACCGGUUUGUAACCUCUGAUGGAUGCGAGUGUCAUAUUUUUCCUAGCGUGGCCAUGCCUGUGUAUGUCCCACCCAUGAUAAACUCUCCAAAAAGUAACACACGUGGACUGAAAUGAUGAAACUAUUUAUUUGUAGGCUACAAAAAGAAAAUUAUUCCGUAUGUUAAUAAAGAUUGAAAACAUUGCUUC